AUGUUAGGCCAUAGAGCAAUGCGGCGUCUUUCGGAUACCAAGAAUGUGGUACAGAGGUUGAAGAGAAAGAGACGAUUUGUGUCCGUCUUUGCACUCGUCUGUACCAUAUAUCUUUUCUUUUUCACCAUUUAUUCCCAAAGAAGAGCCUCAAUUAACAGUUUAAGGACAUUGAUCAAGGGCAAGUUUGACACGGCAGAUGAUUUGUUGUUGACACUUGAGAAGAAAUUCAAGUCUAUGAACGUGUUUUUUGAUUACAACAAAUACUGGAAAUAUUACACUGGUCUGCACGAUUAUAAUCUCCAGCUGGAUCCGGAUGAUUACAAAAAGGUCAGAGAGUCUAAAUUGUAUUAUGAUCCACGUAUUACGUUUGCUGUUUAUAUUCAUCACAUAAAAAAGCUUAUGGAAUCUCGUUCGGAAGGCCAAAAAGAUCCAAUCACCAUCCCAUUUUCCUGGCAGGACUGGGUUGAUUUAUCAUACUUGAAUCAGUAUUUGGAGUAUGACGAGGUGGAAAAGCCAACUUGCUACGAUAUUCUUCAUCAUGGUCUGGAUUACAAGCCAGCUCUGAAAGGAAGACCCACAAAGACCAAGGCCAAGCAAAAGAAAAUCAAAGAGUUUGAUGCACAACCAUGCGUGGAUAACAGUGAUUAUAAGGGCAACGUUCCAAAGAAGUUAUUACCUGGCUUUAACAUACAAGGACACACACUUACGACAUUUUUCCUUGAAAAGAAGGUACAUGCAAAAUCAUACGUUUUGUCAUCUUUCCCGCUACCAAAUUCGAUUGUAUUUCUUUCCAAGGAUGGUACCUAUUCAGUCGUUCCAGAUAAAGAUGUCAACAUGAUAAAUAGUGGUCUUUUUGACGAUUAUGUUAAGGAUGUGUCCAGCUCGCAUUCCAAAAAACAAACCGUUUUAGUCGACCCUGUUGAUGAGUAUGAUGAGCUGCAACUUCAGGCCCCUGCAAAGAAAGGCGACCGGGAUUUCAGCAGAAUUUUCUCGGAAGAGAACAAUUACGAGUAUCUCGAACCGAUGAACGAUUUUUACUAUGAUUAUACUGGUAUAGUGAAAGAUUUAAGAGCCAAAGGGGAUAAGCUAUCUCCACAGGAGAAAAGACAUUUGGAGUCACUUGAAUAUUCUUUAUCGAUAGACGAAUCCUCACUCCCAAAAGCGUUCCAAGAGGUUAAUAUUAUUUGGCCCGAGAAUUACAAUGGACACCGUGUGAAGGAAAAUGGAGCUCACUACGAUUGGAGAUUCUUUGACGGGUUCAUCUCGGAGUCAAAACUUAAUGUUUAUGACGAUACAAACGAAAAGCGUAAGCUGAUAUUACACAGAAUGGUCCAUACAUGGCUACAGUUUACAUUUAGAACGGGCAUACUUUCAAUUCUUGCCCAUGGAUCGUUGCUUUCCUGGUGGUGGGAUGGGUUGGUUUUUGAAUGGGAUGAUGAUAUUGAUGUCCAGAUGCCUAUCAUGGAACUUGAUAAAUUUUGUGCCGCCUACAAUGGAUCAAUGAUUGUCGAAGACGUGAAUCAAGGCUUUAGCAAGUAUUACGUUGACUGCAGUACAUCGAUAACGCAUCGUGCCCAUGCCAAUGGCCUUAACAACAUAGAUGCUCGAUUUAUCGAUGUGGACAGUGGUAUGUAUAUUGACAUUACCGGGUUGGCAAUCACCGGUUCACCGGGAAUGCCUAAUAGAUUCCAUGAUCGGUGGAAAGAUCUCAGGGAGCAUCCGGAGAAGGUUCUUGAUCCAGGACUCACUUUUCCUCAAGAUGUCUGGAGUAAGUUACUUGAUGAAGAAAGAAAAAAUAAGGAAGCAGAAGAAGCCAAAGGAAAAGAAGUUGAAGGGAAAGAAAGUGGCAAGGUUGUUGAAAAUGUGGUUAAAGAUACGGAGUCUGGUAAAGUGGACAAGAACUCUGAAGGUGGGAAAUCUGAGGAUGACACCAAAAAUAACGAAAACCCUCCUUUGGAUAAGAGAUCGGUACAUAGAACUGAGGCGCGGGCGGAUGAAAGAAGAAGAAAUGCCAUGCUUUUGGCAAGAACGAGAGCAAGGAAGACCCAAACGGAGCUUAAGAUAUACUUUGACAGAAAUGCAAAGAUGCAUCUCUUCAAUUGCAGGAAUAAUCAUUUCUAUUCCUAUGAGGAGAUGGUUCCUUUGCAGCUCUCAUCUAUGGAGGGAGCAUCGGCUAUUGUUCCACGAGAUUAUGAGGGUGUUAUAACUUCCGAAUAUUCGCGAGGAUUACGCCGUAAGUCGUUUCAAAAGUAUGUGUAUGCUGAGGAUUUACGUUUCUGGAUUCCGCUUAGCAGAAUACGUGCAUUGCUACGUGCAGAUGCCAAGACUAGUAUCCAAAGCCGACUCAUAAAAUAUCUCUUUUCGCACAGGUUGCAAGCAUUGUCAAGGUUAUUAGAGGACGAUGAAAUAAUGAAGGAAUUCUAUUUAACACAUAGGGCAACACGUGAUCAUCUGGAUGAGAUGAGACUCAGAAACAAGGGUAUAAUGAAGAAAAUGACGGAAAGUGACAAGAAGGAGUAUUCGAACCUAAUGGACCAUUAUAAAGAAUACAGAAAGCCAAUGAGGAAGGAUUAUCAUAAUUACAUAGCUGAGGUGGAGUACUUCGAGCAUCAUAAUCCUCCCCAAUGA
Brettanomyces bruxellensis is the source of this 2628-nucleotide messenger RNA. RefSeq lists its product as uncharacterized. The transcript is spliced from 3 exons. NCBI's taxonomy places the organism in Eukaryota, Fungi, Ascomycota, Pichiomycetes, Pichiales, Pichiaceae. Bases 1 to 2628 code for a protein of 875 amino acids. The record is from RefSeq and is a predicted model, not a curated record.